GCUAUACGGCGUGGGAGCUAAUAUGUUGGGGAUGUCUCUAGUGACAAACGAAGUAGUGCCAUCAUCUACAGCCUGAGCGACUGCGUCGCCGUCUUCUCCGGGGGGAGAGAUCGCGACAGCUGCGGUGGGUGAGGCCGUGGAGGGUUCUGUCAUGGAACCUGGUCACAGCUCGGAUGGCGAGAAUCUGGCGACGGUGGGCAACUUGUCAGCCUCGGCCCCAGCUACUGGCGAUGUCAGUAUUGCGGGGCCGUUGAAGCUGAGGAGAAGCCUCGAAGAAGAUGACGACUCUACAAGGGGUGGAAGCAAGGGGUUGCAGGAGCUCUGGAACGUGAUUAGAGUCAGAUGA
Amoebophrya sp. A25 is the source of this 346-nucleotide messenger RNA. Lineage: Eukaryota; Dinophyceae; Syndiniales; Amoebophryaceae. The record is from the annotation of a GenBank genome assembly.